Dicrocoelium dendriticum is the source of this 4848-nucleotide messenger RNA. The record is from the annotation of a GenBank genome assembly. Lineage: Eukaryota; Metazoa; Platyhelminthes; Trematoda; Plagiorchiida; Dicrocoeliidae.
AUUACGUUUAGGCUGGCUGAAUAUUAUCACAAGUUUCAUAACUAACUGUGAUUCAAUGCUAUUCACCGUCUCAGUACAGCUAUCGCUCUUUACCGGGUUAUUGCACGGAUUUGGCGUGUACAAUUUUAAUUCGUCCUUCCCUUACGUUGAUAUGGUUGACGCAGCCGUAGGACCCUCAAAUGCCGGUCACGAUGUUUGUAGUACUUCCGAACUGCGUACUAAAGUUAUAGCGGAGCAAAAUGAUCCGGAAACCCUCGAUGAUGUUCCAUUCACUGUGAAGAUAGUCCCUUCCCACUCAGAACCUUUUGAACUACAGGUCAGCUCAUUUGAGCUGGUGCAGGAGAUUUACAGAGUUUUAGUCGAUAGAGAAGAGACAUGCAGCUGCACCUGUUUUUCACUUGCUCUUAACGGUCAAACUCUUGAUAUGUUUGCGGAGUUGAAAGCGAUCGAAGGACUAAAGGACGGUUCUGAGAUUCGCGUAAUUGAGGGUCGAUACACCGUUCGGGAAGCAAAGAAUCAUGUCAAGCAUGUUCAUGAUUUACUUAAUUCGAUUGAGCCAUGCGAUGCAUAUGCUGGCAAAGAACAGAUGUCCCUUACUUUCGUCAGUCUCAUAACAGGAGAUUUAGAACGUAAAGGUAUAAAGUCACGUCCUGAUUCUUGCAUUGACUUCGCUCCGCCCGAAUUUAUCCUUCCCGGUUAUUGUUCCAACGGCCCCCACGACCUGCCGCUCAGUCCGCUACAUCCCACAGAGCAUGACGGAAAACCUCUGCGGUGUGUGCGCCAGUUGAACUACAGCAAUUGGAACCCACCACCAACAUCCAGACGGCUGCUCGGUGAUUUAGUCUAUCUUUUUUUCCACACACUGGAGGAUAAGCGCUACCACAUAACGGCUUGUUCAAGAGGAUUUUAUGUUAACAUGUCCACAGAAGAUGAGUUCCAUCCCCAUCCUGUUCAGCAUGCAUACGUGGCCCAUUCAUUGGUUGAUCUGCUGAAACAACUCAGUCCCGGUUUCAAGCGCAACUUUGAAACUUUACUGAAGCGCCGUGCUUCAAAACAUCCCUUCGAGCGCGUCCCAAGUCCGUACCAAGUAUACAGCUGGUUAGCUCCGUCCUUCAAGCACACUCCGGAUUCAAUACGAAAGGAAGAAGCAUUUUCUUCUAGGAUGGCUUGCGAAGAAAAUUUGCCAGGCCAGACGCGAGAUUGGAACGAAGAAUUGCAAGUCACACGUGAGCUACCACAGUCUCGUCUCACAGAACGACUGUUGCGAGAUCGCGCCAUAUUCAAAUCCAACAGCGAUUUUGUCGCCGCGGCUACCCGGGCUGCCAUGAGUGUGGUGAACGGCGACAUUCUGGCCAUCAACCCCGGCGAGACGAGAAAGCAACAGAUGUUCAUUUGGAACAACAUGUUCUUCUCCUUGGGAUUUGACGUAAAAGAUCAUUACAAGCAGUUUGGUGGUGAACAUGCGGCCUACGUGGCUACCUCUAGUGAUCUCAGCGGUGUGCGAGCAUACUCUAUGCUCGAUCAGGCCGGGUUGCACACAUUAGGAACCGCCAUCAUCGACUACCACGGCUUUCGAGUCACCGCUCAAACGAUUAUCCCUGGAAUUUUGGAAAAGGAACAGGAGCAGCUGGUUGUUUAUGGUUCCAUUGAUUUCGGAAAAACAGUCGUGACAGACCGCCGAUACGAGGAGCUUCUCUCGAAAACUGCCCAGCAGUUGAAAAUUCGACCUCACAAAGUACUUAAUCAGAAUGGCGAUGAGGUUCAACUCUACUCUUCCGUUGAUUGCAAAGGGAUCGUUGGCAAUGAUGGACGUACGUACAUUCUCGAUUUACUCCGCACAUUCCCGCCUGAUCUCAAUUAUUUUGGCACGUGUCCUCAGGAUCUCUGUCCCAAACUAUCUCCCUCUCUAACUCAAUUCGGGUACCCAUAUCAACAUAGACAUUUGCUAUGCACCCUGCGACAAGAACUAAUCGAGGCAUUCUUCGAGCACCGUCAUGAGGCGUUUCUGCGCUCCGCAGUUUUAGAAAUCCAGAAGAUAAAGGACGAAUAUGCAAACAUCGCAACGAACAAUACGAACGAGGCAAGCGCAUCCGAAGUAGCCGUUGGCACCUCUCUUUUGCACUCCCUUCAGGAGUCCGUUAACCAAGAAUCCGCCCCUAAUCAUGAAGAUACCAAGGCCCAGACAAGUGUGUUUACACCUGGACUGUUUUCAAAAAAACCGUUGAAUCCUUCUCAUUCGGAUAACUUGUUGGUGCUGAAGAAAUUACUCAACGACGAUUCAGCCGUUAAUAGUGACCUCGCUAUUGAAGCUAUUCAAGUUGCUACUAGAUCAGCGGGUUCGGUGUAUUCGGAUCGGUUUGAGCUGGCAUUCAAUCCGGACAUUUGUCAGAAAUUCGUCAAGUUUCCUGAUUCUGAGCGAGAUGCAUUGGAAGCGGAUAAGAAUCUUGUGAUCGAUGCCUGUGACUUCCUGGUUACAAAACAGAUCCCUGCAUUCGUAAGAGACUGCUACAGCCUCUACAUUUCCCCACAGGACGGACACGCAUUGAUUGAGGUCCUUCAUCAACGUGGCAUCAACGUGCGCUACUUGAAUCGCGUGGUUGAAUUGAUCGAUCAAAAACCGUCACUUGUUUACUUGAAGCGUAUCGCCAUCACUGAGUUGUUAAUCCGAUCAACCAAACACAUUUUCAAGAACUACCUCCAGGAAGUUGACCCAAUGCUCGUUUCCGUGUCAGUGGCACACUUUUUAAAUUGCUUCCUCACCAGCUGUCAAAAUCUCACUCCUUUGGCCGGGAUCAACGAGCAAGUGUUAAAAUUGAAUCGGAACAAAAAGAAUAAAAAGAAAUCUCGAAAUGUCAGAGAAUCCAGUGAGGAAAUGUCCUGGAUCAGCGACACUCCUGCAACCCUUUGGGCAGAUAUCGUGAAAGAAGCCAAGGAGUAUUACCACUACCAAAUAUCUGCGCCGGACAUCGAUGCAUUCUGUGCUCAGUUCGAAAUACAACGCACUCAAAUUCUUCGUUCAUUUUGUUCCACUGUGGGAAUCCAGCUUUUAUUGCGUGAUUAUCAACUCACUCCACCGAACGGUGCAAAACACCACACGCGUCCCGUCUUCUUCACUGAAGAUAUCCUUUCCCUUUAUCCAAUUGUAAAGCACCUGCAUCCACAUGCCACCGACGCAUACCACUAUUUUACUACCGGACAGGCACGCAUCUCUUCUGGUCACUUACAAGAAGGUUUCGAGCUAAUCAAUGAGGCUCUUAACCUCUUAAAUGCCGUGUACGGGCCUCUCCAUCCUGACAUUGGAGCGUGCAAUCGUCUAUUAGCAAGACUUUCCUAUGUUAUGAGCGAACAUCAAGCUGCUCUACUGUUUCAGCAUCGGGCCACCAUGAUCAGCGAGCGCGUUCACGGAAUCGACAAUCCAACUACCGUAACAGAAUAUAUCCACCUCGCAUUGUACUGCUUUGCAUGUGGUCACAUAGUGCAGGCUCUGCAGCUGCUCUAUCGGGCCCGAUAUAUCGCUCUGCUGUGUCACGGCGAUGUGCACCCUGAAAUGACGCAAAUCGAUACCAAUAUUGGACUCAUGCUUCAAAUCGUCGGUGAAUUCGAUCUGGCUCUCGUCUUUCUUGAGAACGCGUUGGAUCUGAGCAAAGUUUUUUACGGCGAGAGAAAUUUGAAAGAGGCUUUUACCUGUCAUCUGAUCAGCCGAACGUACACCUACCGCGGCGAUUUCCGUUCUGCUUUGGCCUACGAAAAGCGGAGAUUCGCCAUUUACAAAGAACGCCUUGGCCCUGAUAGCGACUACACUCGCGACAGUGACGAAUGCCUGCGAAACCUGACUCAACAAGCAGUGACAAGAGCCAAGAAAGUGGCCGAAUUGGUCUCCACAUCACAAACUAACGGUGUUGCUGCCAAGAACACCAGUUCCGGUGUUGUCGUUAAGGACGAUGACGACGCGGAUACGGGCAGCUCUAUGCUAACUCUGCGAUCCCUUCUGCCAGGUCCUUUGUCCCCCUACAACUCUGGCAUUCCAAUGCCUACACUAAGCUCAAUUCUUGAGACGCUUAAUCGCGUGAAUGGAAUUCUGGUUAUUCAUUUGAGGACACAAGAUGCUGAGCUCUCUGUCACAAAGAACCGAGAAGGUCGCAUUUCACCAAAAGUGCUCAAAAAUGAAACAACAUCCUCCGGGGCUAAUCUCAAUGGACAAUGUGCUGAACCUCCGCAAUCUUCCGGUGACUUCCCUGGUACUACCGUGCAGGUUGCCUAGUUCUUAUUCUGACUACAUUACGCGCGCCAUGGUUGCACUUGUGUAGGCUUUAUUUUUUGACGUCGAUCUGGCGUUUAUCAUCCGACAACGGUGUUCAUGCCGCGCUUGCUUUUCAACACCUCUCUCUACCGUGAUUACUUCUUGGAUACAGCCACGGUGUCUUUUUGUACAUUGGCUUUCCAUCGCUCUGCGUGGCUGUAUCGAAGUCGUUUCGUAGUGGCCUUUACUUCCCCUCUCCCCAAUUUGUAUCCUCCACUGUGUUUGUCGAUCGCGAUUCGGCGCCAUCGUUCGCAAUGUCCCCAUCUUUAUUUCUACUUUGCAACAGUAGAGUAUAGAUUACAAGACUAGUUUAGCUACACUCACAAGUGUUAGAUGCAUUUUCAGCGAUCUUGUGAUUGUUUGACUUAUACAGUGUAUUUUAUUACAUUUCUUCAUUUUUAUAUUUGUGGUUUACAGAGCACCAAUGCCACCAGGGCAGUGAGCUAACUGUGUCGUUAUGCUUCCCUCAUAAGAAUGCAAUGCAUUUGGACUUUAGCUCUAAAUUACUCUUCAGAAUCACCUGAUUUCUUAUGAAAUCAUUGCUUAGU